UCAACGAAUGAUAAAUUGUUCCAGUAAGCUUAGCAACAGAACAAACAACUUUUUUUGUCGAAUCGAUAAACUUCUUGGCCAUAACACUCUUCACGGUGUUUGGUGCAUUUGCAAAUUAAAUUUUUGUUACCUCCCUUUUCUGGCAUCAAAAUGACCGACGACAUGAAACGAGUCCGAAAUUUGAACUACGAACCGUACCUGGAUACAGAGGGUAAAUUCUGGAAACGUCUACCCACACCACCCGAAUGUAGAAAGGACCAAUAUUGGUUCGAAAACCUAUCGCCAAACCACCGUCUAUUCUACCAUCAGACACUGAAUUCGGCACGGAAUGCUGUUACAUUUCGACCGUUUGACUUAUAUCCGCACGAUUCGUUGGAUGUUAUGCUGGGCGCCAUUUACAAUCAUUCGCUAGACAUUUUUAACGGAAAAACUGAAGUUGCAUACCAACACGAGACGAUCAGUCAGAAGCAGAGACGAUUGAGGAAUACCAGAGAUCUGAGUCCGAAGAGAAAAAUCGCGAUAGGACAUCCGUUGGCCAUCGGUGGCAUCAAGGAACGUCUCGAUCCGAACAAUAUGAAACUGAUGUGUAGCGGACACCAUCAGCCCAGCGCGAACAAAGGUUAUUCGAGACAAGAUGCUGAUGGAAACGUAUUCAAUUAUUAAAUCACAAGUCCAGUA
Messenger RNA from Bradysia coprophila, 678 nucleotides. RefSeq names its product protein CFAP276. NCBI's taxonomy places the organism in Eukaryota, Metazoa, Arthropoda, Insecta, Diptera, Sciaridae. The record is from RefSeq and is a predicted model, not a curated record.